ACCUGGAUGAAGCUGUCUAUCUAGACCCGUUCCAGUCCGGCUUCCAGCCCGUAUAUAGUACGGAGACAGCUUUGGUCGUGUUGGUGGAUGAUCUCUGGAGGGCCAGAGACAGGGGUUGUUCCUCUGCCCUGGUCCUAUUAGAUCUCUCAGCGGCUUUUGAUACCAUCGACCAUGGUAUCCUGCUGCACUGGUUGGAGGGCUUGGGAGUGGGAGGCACCGUUUAUCGGUGGUUCUCCUCCUAUCUCUCUGACCGGUCGCAGACGGUGUUGACAGGGGGGCAGAGAUUGACCGCGAGGUACCUCACUUGUGGGGUGCCGCAGGGGUCGAUUCUCUCGCCUCUCCUGUUCAACAUCUAUAUGAAGCCGCUGGGCGAGAUCAUCAGUGGCUUUGGGGUGAGAUACCAACUGUACGCUGAUGAUACGCAGCUGUACUUUUCCACCCCAGGCCACCCCAAUGAAGCUGCUGAAGUGCUGUCCCGGUGUUUGGAAGCCGUACGGGUCUGGAUGGGGAGAAACAGGCUCAAACUCAACCCCUCCAAGACUGAGUGGCUGUGGAUGCCGGCACCCGGUACAGUCAGCUGUAGUUGCAGCUGACUGUUGGGGGCGAGUCAUUGGCCCCAGUGGAAAGAGUGCGCAACUUGGGUGUUCUCCUGGAUGGACGGCUGUCGUUUGAAGAUCAUUUGACAGCCGUCUCCAGGAGAGCUUUUCACCAGGUUCGCCUGGUGCGCCAGUUGCACCCCUUCCUCGACCAGGAUGCCUUAUGCACGGUCACUCAUGCGCUUGUUACCUCUCGCUUGGAUUAUUGCAAUGCUCUCUACAUGGGGUUCCCCUUGAAGUGCACUCGGAGGCUUCAGUUAGUCCAGAAUGCAGCUGCGCGGGUUAUAGAGGGAGCCACACGUGGCUCCCGUGUAACACCACUCCUGCGCAGACUGCACUGGCUGCCUGUGGCCUUUCGGGUGCACUUUAAGGUGCUGGUCACUACCUUUAAAGCGCUCCAUGGCUUAGGGCUUGGGUACUUACGGGACCGCCUGCUGUUACCACAUGCCUCCCACCGACCCGUACGGUCACACAGAGAGGGACUCCUUAGGGUGCCGUCCGCCAAGCAAUGUCGGCUGGCGGCGCCCAGGGGUAGAGCCUUCUCUGUGGGGGCUCCUACUCUCUGGAACGAACUUCCUCCUGGCUUGCGCCAAUUGCCUGACCUUCGGACCUUUUGCCGUGAGCUGAAGACGUAUUUAUUUACUCGCGCGGGGUUGGCUUAAAUUUUUAAUUCUAAAUUUUAAUUUUUUGGAUGUAUUUUAAUGGGUUUUAAAUUUUUAAUAUGUUUUAAAUUUUUGCCCAAUUUUAUAAUAAGUUUUUUAACUGUUUAUUUUAAAUUGUAUUUGUUACUGUUUUUAUUUCUGGCUGUACACCGCCCUGAGUCCUUCGGGAGAAGGGCGGUACAAAAAUCUAAUAAAUAAUAAUAAUAAAAUAAUAAUAAUAAUAAUUUCUCCACUAUAUUACUAGACUGUGUGGUUAAAACUUAACUAAUCUGCUUGGCCAAACUGACUCACUUAUCGGAAUAAUAGUUUCUUCCUGUUUUCUAGUCUUCAACUUUUUACCUUUAAUGUCCCAAUGUCCUACUGAACUUUUAUACCCACAACUCCUAAAAAUUGCUUUCUUUGCAAAAACAAUAUUGUCUCUAUCAGUUUCUUACAUGAAAAACGUCCCACAACGUUCCACUGGUUAAUUGUCCUCACUGUUAGGAAGUUCCUCCUUAUUUCUAGGUUGCUUCUCCCUUUGAUUAUUUCCAUCCUUUCUUGUUCUGCCCUCUGGGGCUUUGGAGAAUAGGUUGACCCUUUCUUCUUUGGGUCAGCCCCUGAAAUACUGGAACACUGCUAGCCUAUCACCCCUGGUCCUCCUUUCCACCAGACUAGACUAGCCAAUCCCUAAUCCUGCAACUGUUCCUCAUAGGUUUUUGUCUCCAGGACUUUAAUCAUCUUAGUUGGGGUCUUCUUCGCACUUUUUCCAAAGUCUCAAAAUCUUUUUUGUAAUGUGGUGACCAAAACUGCACGCAGAAUUCCAGGUGUGGCUUUCCUAAGAUUUUAUAAAUGGCACUAAUACUUUGUGUGAACGCAUGAAAGUGGGCUAAUCUCUCUCUUUCCCCUCAUUUUCUCUUUCAAUCUUUCUCUCAAACUGUCACAGGAUUGUUCUGUGAAAAUAAGAGGAAAAAGGAAUAUUAGGUAUGCUAAUCACCUUGAUUUAUUUAUAAAAAAUAAUAAAGACAUAAUAAGUAAAUCAAUUGGUUCCAAUUUCAACCCAAAACACAACCUACAGCUGGACAAGACCCAAGUGUGCCCACAGCUUCCCAGGUGCCUGACAAAUGCUGGUUUUAAGUGGUCAGUCCUCCUCUGUUGGGCACCUUCAGGAGUGCCUUUCCACUUCACCCCUCAAAGCCUCUGGGGUGGGGAGGGGAGCACUCACUUCCAGGAGAGGGGGAGGACCUAAGGCCAGGGGAGGGGCUCUUUCACCAAGUGGCUCUGGACAUCCCCCAUAUUGGCUCCAUCAUCAGCCUUUGGGGUCUCCCGAGUUUCUGUGUGUGAAUUAGUUGCAUUUAAUGCUGGGGAUGUUGCAUUUAAUGCUGUACCGUUUUAAUGCCCUAAACUGCCAAACAUCCAUUGCCACCUCCUGUGCUUUUUCUGCUGGACAAGAGAGGCCGGCCGGCCGGCCACAAGUCCUGCAGCCGCUCAGGGCCUUUUGCAGGGUCUGGAUCCAGAGGCCCCUCCCCAAAAGAGGCCUCAGCGGCUGCCAGGGCCAAUUAUUUCUGCGGAAAUAGAAAGGUCACACUUGGGACGGAGGUCCAAAUGAAGGGCCCAGAGCAGAAGAUGUCUCAGGUAUUUACACAGAAAGUUUCAGUUGCUAUUUACAAUCCAUCGAUGAGAAUCAGUUUUUCCACCUAGUUCAUUGCAUUCGUCCUGUUGGGUACAAUGUUCCCUUUGGCUUUACUUCAGUGAAACUUUACUUCAGUGAAACUUUCUUAAUCCUGUCAUCGUCGGGUGUUUCCUGUUGCACAUCUGUAGUUUGUCACUUUUGCAAGACACCUAGAAAAAGCACAGACAAUUUGAUCCGUUCUCACUUUUGGGCAGCUUCCUUGUACAUACUUUGAUCACUUGUGGCUCAUUUGGAGUUGAGGCCUCUUCUUAUGAAAGGGGGGAUUCCUUUCCUAGAGAAAUUAUGGGGGCUUUCCCCAUUUGAAGGAUUCCCCUUAUUUUCUAUCCUUCAGCUGUCAGAACCUUCCCUGACCAAAGUCCAGCCGCUCAGCCUGAGUCCACUGAGAGGAAAGUAAACCAGGCCGAUGGUUGCCAACUGGGCAAAAGGGGCCCUUUUAUUCUCUGCCCCUCCCUCGACAGAGCCAGGCUCCGCCCACCCUGGGUGUUACCAGUUUGGGUAGAUUUUGGGUCGAAACGGUGCCAGGAAACACGGAUCCUCUCCUCUCCUCUCCUCUCCUGCGGAAACCCCAAAGGCCAUCCUACCACUGCCUACGGCCGCCAUGCCGCCCUUCCCAAAGCGCUGCCUACGCUGCCUGGCCUGGCUGCUGGGCUUUCUUGCCAUUCUCUUAGCGCUCACCUUCCUUGUGGGUGGCAGACACGAGGAGCUGCUCUCGCGCUUGCUGCCCCUCCUGCUGUGGGUCUGUGGUGUGGGGGAGCCCCAUACAGCCAACAGCCACCCACUCCUGCCCACCACUGCCUUCUUCCUGCUGUCCCCGCCAGCCUGUGACCUGCCUGCCACCACCCCAGGGCUGCUGGUGCUGGUGGCCAGUGCUCCCGGGCAUGCGGCACAGCGGGUGGCAGUGCGGCAGAGCUGGGGGAUGGUGCAGGAGGCCGGCGGCCUGGCAGUGCGCACCAUCUUUGUGCUGGGGCUUCCCGGGGAGGUGGCGCUGCAGGCGGCACUGGAGCACGAGGCAACCAAGCACGGGGACCUGCUUCAGGGACACUUCGCCGACACCUACGCCAACCUGACACUGAAGACCCUGACACUGCUGGGCUGGGCCGCCACCCACUGCCCUGCCACCCGCUUCCUGCUCAAGGCCGAUGAUGAUGUCUUCCUCAACCUGCCUGCCCUGGCGAGCCACCUGCGGACGCUGGAGGGCCCGGAUGCUGCCUACCUUGGCCACGUCCACUGGCUAGCGGUGGCCAUCCGUGAUCCCCACAGCCGCCACUACGUGCCCGCUUCGCUCUACCCAUCACCCAUCUUCCCACCCUACUGCAGCGGCCCCGCCUACGUGCUCUCUGGCUCGGCCGCCACUGCAGUGCUGGCAGCUGCCCGCCACCUGCCAUUGCUGCCCGUGGAGGAUGCCUUUGUGGGACUGUGCGCCCGCCAUGCUGGCAUUGCCCCACGCCACCUGGCCCACAUGGCCAGGUCCACUCGUUACCCGCCCGACGCUUGCUGCUACAGGGAGGUGCUCUUCAGCAUACACGGUGUGGCACCAGUCCAGAUGCUGGCCAUGUGGGCAGAGCCCGAGCGACCCUGCUCCACCUGGCAGCGCCUCCUCGGCCUGGCCCGCUGCAAAGUGCUGACCUGGCUGACGGCCUCGGAGGAGCAGUAGCAGGAUGAUCUGUGAGCCCUGGUGGAGCGGCGCCCGGGACUGGCCGCCCAGCUUUGCACUUGCAGGAGCACUGUUGGGAAUUCUACCCAGCAGACGGACUCCCUGCUCUGGAUUGCGGGAUGAGUCUCCCCUUCAGGCGCUGUGGCCUUUCAGAGGAGGAAGUGCCGAAGUACCAAGGAGCCUCGCAUGGGCAGCACACUCUCCCAGUCCUUUACAACCCUCUCUAAGCAUUUUACAGAGUCAGCCUCUUGCCCCAAAAAAUCUGGAUCCUAAUUUUACCCAUGUCAGAAGGAUGCAAUACUGAGUCAACUUUGAGCCUGGUGAGAUUGGAGCUGCCAAAUUGCUGGCAGUCAGCAGAAGCAGCCUGCAGUUCUGCAUUCUAACUACUGUGUCACCAUGGCUGAUUGGAAUAAUGGAAUAAAUCCAUAAAAAAAAUAAAUCAAACAACAAUAAUCUUUCUGUCACGUUGUGGUGUCCAGCGUAAGAAAAGCCAGCAACACAAGUUGAUGUUAGAUUGUUUAUCUGGAAAUGUGUCCCGGCACGAAGCGACCGUCCAAAAGGAAUCAGUUUGUGCUACCUUGGUUAGCUCACCCGCUGCUUAUAUUGUGCCCUACUGCCCCUGUGUGUAUACCCCACCCCUCCCAUCAACCCAGUGGUGAAAUGUAAAAUUUGUUGCUACUGGUUCUGUGGGUGUGGCUUGGUAGUGGGGGGGUCAUGUGACUGGAUGGGCGUGGCUUAUUUCAUUUUUUCACUUCUUAAAAGCAUUUGUUUACUACUGUUUCGAGUGAAUAGGUAGUAAAAAAAUGCUGUUAAAAAAGGUUCUGGCAAUUGCGCAGCGCAGCUUGAACCGGAGCGAAUUGGUAGCAUUUCACCGCUGCACCGACCACUUAGAUGGCCUCCGCAGUCCGGCCACGCCCCUAGCCACCCAUCCUGUCUCAUCCUGCCUGGCUUCCGGGUGCCAUCCAUGCUCCGACGAACAGCUGUUUCUCUCUGAGCUGGGUACAGCCAGGGUUCUGCUAGUUAGGUGGCAGCUCCGUCGAUGCAGGAGCGGGCAGCCAGUCAAAGUCUGGGGGGUCCUAGCCAGGCGGCAGCCCAUGGACGACUGAGUGAAGCAAUGCGGGUCUCUUGGGCGGCAGCUCCAUGGCAGCCUGGCGGUUGCCGGCUGUGUGCGCACGUCCACUCCUCACCUAGCCAAAUGGUGGCCCUGGCCUUUCUGAAAGUCUGGGGCUGCCACUUUCAAGGGGUCCCUUCCAGGCACUCAUAACUCCUGUUUCUGGAAGGCGGCCGGCUGAUUUCGGCGCCCAAGCACCGGAAAAAUGAUUUCUUUUCAGAAAUGAAUCUUAUCUUGAGAGUUCUUAAGCUUCUUUUUGUCCCAUUAGAAACUUCAGAACUCUUCCAAACUUUCUGUUUAUGAUCCAUAAAAGUUUUGCAAAAUUUUGACAACCCAGCUGUGGGCUUUGCCACUCCUAAACUUCCUCAAAUAUAGCGGUAUCAACCUUGGAUCACUUUAAGACCAACUCCCAGAAUUCCCCAGCCAGCUGAAGUCCACAGACCUUAAAGCAGGGGUGAAAUCUAAAAAAAUUCCCUACCGGCUGAAGAGCUUGUAGAAAACAUGUUUUUUUAAGAUUCUGCUGAUGAGGAACUCAGCUGCAAUCACCAGAGGAGCCUUUUAAAACUUUUUUUUUUUUACAACGUG
This is a messenger RNA of Ahaetulla prasina, 6277 nucleotides long. Its product is annotated as beta-1,3-galactosyltransferase 4-like. Lineage: Eukaryota; Metazoa; Chordata; Lepidosauria; Squamata; Colubridae. Gene Ontology annotation, cellular component: membrane. The transcript is spliced from 2 exons. The record is from RefSeq and is a predicted model, not a curated record. Gene Ontology annotation, molecular function: N-acetyl-beta-D-glucosaminide beta-(1,3)-galactosyltransferase activity. The coding region runs from base 3526 to 4581 and encodes 351 amino acids.